Messenger RNA from Bactrocera latifrons, 624 nucleotides. RefSeq names its product protein grainyhead-like. Gene Ontology annotation, molecular function: DNA-binding transcription activator activity, RNA polymerase II-specific; RNA polymerase II cis-regulatory region sequence-specific DNA binding. Gene Ontology annotation, biological process: regulation of transcription by RNA polymerase II. The record is from RefSeq and is a predicted model, not a curated record. Gene Ontology annotation, cellular component: nucleus. The transcript has 4 exons. The coding region runs from base 48 to 524 and encodes 158 amino acids. NCBI's taxonomy places the organism in Eukaryota, Metazoa, Arthropoda, Insecta, Diptera, Tephritidae.
CCGAGCGCAAAACACGUGAUGAAGAGCGACGCGCUGCUAAGCGUAAAAUGACCGCCACAGGACGCAAGAAGCUCGAUGAGCUAUAUCAUCCGGUUACCGAUCGUUCAGAGUUCUAUACAAUGCAGGAUUUGCAAAAGCCACCGGUACUAUUCUCGCCCGCCGAUGACAUGGAAAAGAGCUUUUAUGGCCAUGAGACUGAUUCACUGACCGGCGCACCAGAUCUCAAAGGCACAUCACCAUUCUUGUUGCAUGGCCAAAAAGUGGCGGCGCCAACACUCAAAUUCCACAAUCAUUUUCCGCCCGACGUGCAGACCGACAAGAAGGACCACCUGCUAGAUCAAGGUCUAGUACCCAGUGCCAUGGGCGAUUUUGUGCCACCAAUGAAGCGCGGACGCAUUACACCGCCCACCAGCGAACGCGUUAUGCUGUUCGUGCGACAGGAGAACGAGGAAAUCUACACGCCGCUGCAUGUGGUGCCGCCCACCACUAUCGGCCUCUUGAAUGCGGAUUACUGCGAAAAUUGAUGAUGACAUGAUUUCGUAUUAUUGCAAUGAAGAUAUAUUUCUGCUGGAAGUGCAACAGAUCGAAGAUGAUUUAUAUGACAUAACAUUAACGGAGUUACCC